AUGCACUGGGGGGUUGGCUUUGCCUCGUCCAGGCCGUGCGUGGUGGAUCUGAGCUGGAACCAGAGCGUCUCCUUUUUCGGCUGGUGGGCCGGGUCCGAGGAACCCUUCUCCUUUUAUGGGGACAUCAUCGCUUUCCCUUUGCAGGAUUACGGUGGAAUCAUGGCAGGGCUGGGCUCCGAUUCCUGGUGGAAGAAAACCCUUUACUUGACUGGGGGAGCUUUGCUGGCCGCAGCUGCGUAUCUGCUCCACGAACUCCUGGUCAUUAGGAAACAGCAAGAGAUUGACUCCAAAGAUGCUAUUAUUUUGCAUCAAUUUGCAAGACCUAACAAUGGUGUCCCCAGUUUAUCCCCUUUCUGUUUGAAAAUGGAAACUUAUUUAAGGAUGGCUGAUUUACCUUAUCAGAACUAUUUUGGUGGAAAACUCUCUGCUCAAGGGAAAAUGCCUUGGAUUGAAUAUAGUAAUGAAAAAGUUUCUGGCACAGAAUUCAUAAUUGACUUCCUGGAAGAGAAACUUGGAGUGAAUUUAAACAAAAAUCUUGGUCCUCAGGAAAGAGCUGUCUCCAGAGCUGUGACCAAAAUGGUGGAGGAGCACUUCUACUGUGAUAAGAAGUACAUCAUGGGGCCCAAGGUUUCCACUCUCGAUGCCACCAUCUUUGGGCACUUGGCACAGGCAAUGUGGACCUUACCAGGGACAAGACCCGAGCGGCUGAUCGAAGGGGAGCUGAUCAACCUCGCCAUGUACUGUGAGAGGAUAAGGAGGAAAUUCUGGCCGGAGUGGCACCACGAUGAUGACAACACCGUCUACGAGUCCGAGGAGAGCAGCGAAGGCAGCAAAACCCACACCCCCCUGCUGGAUUUCAGCUUUUAUUCAAGGACAGAGACCUUUGAAGAUGAGGGAGCAGAGAACAGUUUUUCCCGAACCCCAGACACAGAUUUCACUGGACACUCGCUCUUUGAUUCUGAUGUGGACAUGGAUGACUGCACAGACCACGAACAGUGCAAGUGA
Choloepus didactylus (southern two-toed sloth) is the source of this 1005-nucleotide messenger RNA. RefSeq names its product failed axon connections homolog. The record is from RefSeq and is a predicted model, not a curated record. Gene Ontology annotation, cellular component: cytoplasm. Lineage: Eukaryota; Metazoa; Chordata; Mammalia; Pilosa; Megalonychidae.